AUGAAUGAAUCAAUCCCACCCAACGUUCACAUUUCCACCCAUCCAUGUCUCCAAGCCAAACUCUCGCAAUUACGAUCCAGCGAAGCUAAUACUCGCGAAACGAAAGCUCUUGUUAAUGAGAUCUCAUUGAUAAUAGGGUGUGAAGCCACCGCCGCUGGACUUACUGUUUCUAAAGGUCCCACUGCCAAAACACCCCUCGGAUACACCUAUACAACAACUACUAUAACACCCGCCUCCAUUUCCCUAAUCCCCAUUCUCCGCUCCGGUCUUUCUAUGGUCGAAGCUCUCCAAACACUCCUCCCCUCCCCAACCCCAGUCCAUCAUCUUGGACUCUUCCGUGAACCCACUACUCUUGAGCCCGUCGAAUAUUACAACAAUCUCCCCUACCACGCACCCGCCGCAUCAUCUCCCUCCAACACCCCCAACUCCUCCGCUUCUGAGCUUGCAAUUCUGCUCGAUCCCGUUAUUGCUACAGGAGGAACUUGUGCUGCUGCCAUUCGUACAUUGAGGGAAUGGGGUGUUAAGAGAAUCAUUGUAUUGAGUGUGCUGGCUGCAUUGCCGGGCUUGCAAAACGCAGCUAGAGAGUGGCCUGAGGGGACGGAGAUCUGGUGUGCAGGUGUGGAUGAGGAGGUUAAUGAGAAGGGUAUGAUUAAACCAGGUUUGGGAGAUGUGGGUGAUAGACUAUUUUUGACCAUUGGAAAGUAA
Botrytis fragariae is the source of this 705-nucleotide messenger RNA. Its product is annotated as putative uracil phosphoribosyltransferase protein. The record is from RefSeq and is a predicted model, not a curated record. The coding region runs from base 1 to 705 and encodes 234 amino acids. Lineage: Eukaryota; Fungi; Ascomycota; Leotiomycetes; Helotiales; Sclerotiniaceae. The transcript has 2 exons.